This is a messenger RNA of Neltuma alba, 3782 nucleotides long. RefSeq names its product auxin response factor 6-like. Gene Ontology annotation, molecular function: DNA binding. NCBI's taxonomy places the organism in Eukaryota, Viridiplantae, Streptophyta, Magnoliopsida, Fabales, Fabaceae. Gene Ontology annotation, biological process: response to hormone; regulation of DNA-templated transcription. Gene Ontology annotation, cellular component: nucleus. The record is from RefSeq and is a predicted model, not a curated record.
AAAGAGAAGAUGGUGAGCGUCUAUAUAUGUAUAUGUAUAUAUGAGAGAGAAAGAAAAAGAGAAGCAGCUUAAAGCAAUAGUAGUGUAGUACUAUCGCCACCACCACGGUGACCACUAGCAACUGCUAUUUUUUUCCUUUACUGGAAAUGAGCCAAACCCAACACCAGCCUUUGAUUCUCUCUUCUUGAACGCUCGCUCUGCACUAUUAUUGGCCUAUCAUCGUUAUCUUCCCUGAUCUUUCAUCGUCAAGUUGCUUCCACGUUUUGCUGGGGAGGUUUUUGAGCUGGGUUCUGGAUCAUUUGCUCUUUUUCUGGGUUGUUUUUUCUCUGAGAUCCGGUCUAUUAUGGGAAUCAUUGCUCUUCGGCGGAGAUCUACCGGCUUUUGAAGCUUAUUGAGUGGCCUGGUUUCUCGAGAUUGUAACUUCAAGUUGUGAAAGCCAGCUUAUUGAGUUAGUGGUUCUGAAAAAGUUGUGCUAUGAAGUCUUUUCUUGAAGAUUGUGACCUGGGGUUUUGGGGGUUGAUGAGAAUAAGAAGCGAAUGAGGCGGAAACCAAUUGUGUUUUGUAGCGAAACUGGUUUUGGUUGAGGAUUGAGGGGUGGGAAAAUCUUCGGGUUGUCUAAGUUUUCGAGCUAAUUCAAUAUCUGAGUGUAUGAAUUUACUAAAGGGUUUGUUUGAUCGGUGAAGAGGACAUAGAUAAGAAGAAGAAUGAUACUCUGCAUACUUAAGGAAGAAGCAAGAAGGAUUGUUUUGUGGUGGGAGUGUAAUUUGGCAAGAAUUUUGUUGCUAGAUUGGUCUACUUAAAGAGUGAUUUGAAUAAUUUGACUGUGGGCUCGAUUUAGAGGUUUUUUUUUUCUUUUUUUAAAAUCAUUGAAAUCUUGCUGAAAUGAGACUAUCUUCAUCUGGUUUUAGCCCUCCACCUCCAGAAGGAGAAAAGCGAGUCCUGGAUUCGGAACUUUGGCAUGCAUGCGCUGGCCCUCUUGUUUCCUUACCAGCAGUGGGAAGUCGUGUCGUCUACUUUCCUCAAGGUCACAGUGAACAGGUUGCUGCGUCUACCAACAAGGAAGUAGAUGCCCAUAUUCCUAAUUACCCUAGCUUGCCUCCGCAGCUUAUUUGUCAGCUUCAUAAUGUGACCAUGCAUGCGGAUGCAGAGACAGAUGAAGUAUAUGCGCAGAUGACCUUGCAAGCUCUAAAUCCUCAAGAGCAGAAAGAGGCGUACCUUCCAGCAGAGCUGGGCACUCCUAGUAAGCAGCCAACAAAUUACUUUUGCAAAACUUUGACUGCCAGUGACACAAGCACACAUGGGGGUUUCUCUGUUCCACGCCGGGCAGCUGAGAAAGUGUUUCCGCCUCUGGACUUCUCCCAACAACCUCCUUGUCAAGAACUAAUUGCCAGAGAUUUGCAUGGUAAUGAAUGGAAAUUCAGACAUAUCUUUCGUGGUCAACCCAAAAGGCAUCUACUUACAACAGGAUGGAGUGUGUUUGUGAGUGCUAAAAGGCUCGUUGCUGGUGAUUCAGUUCUGUUUAUCUGGAAUGAAAAGAAUCAGUUGCUUCUUGGUAUCCGGCGUGCAAAUCGUCCACAAACUGUGAUGCCUUCAUCAGUGUUAUCAAGUGAUAGCAUGCACUUGGGGCUUCUUGCUGCUGCUGCUCAUGCAGCUUCAACAAACAGUCGUUUUACCAUUUUCUAUAACCCACGCGCUAGCCCAUCUGAAUUUGUCAUACCAUUAGUCAAGUAUGUUAAAGCUGUGUAUCAUACUCGAGUUUCAGUUGGCAUGCGCUUCAGGAUGCUGUUUGAAACUGAGGAAUCAAGUGUGCGAAGAUACAUGGGCACCAUAACUGGUAUUAGCGUGGAUCCUGUUCGAUGGCCAAAUUCACAUUGGCGUUCUGUCAAGGUUGGCUGGGAUGAAUCUACAGCCGGAGAGAGGCAACCUAGAGUGUCCCUAUGGGAAAUUGAGCCAUUAACAACAUUUCCAAUGUAUCCAUCAUCUUUUCCUCUUAGGCUUAAACGACCAUGGCCUCCAGGAUUGCCUUCUUUCCAGGGCAUGAAGGAUGACAAUUUUAGCUUGAGUAAUCAGCUAUUAUGGCUUCGAGAUACCACAGACAGAGGUCUUCAGUCUCUUAACUUCCAGGGGUUUGGGUUCAAUCCUUGGGUGCAGCCAAGGCUUGAUCCCUCCAUGUUGACUUCACCUACUGACAUGUACCAAGCUAUGGCUAAUACUGCAGUUCAGGAUAUGAGGACUUUGGAUGCUUCCAAACAGCAUCCUGCAUCUUUUCUUCAAUUUCAGCAGCCACAGAACUUCCCCAACAGGACUGCUGCUUUAAUGCAGGCCCAAAUGUCCCAGCCGUCUCAACUGCAGCAGGGUUGUCAGAGCAAUCAAGAGAAUCAGAAUUCUUCUCAAUCCUUGGCUCCAACUCAGAUGCAACUUCAGCAGCAGCACUCGUUCAAUAAUCAACAUCAGCAGCCACCGCAAGUGGGUGAUCAUCAGCAGAUUUCAAGUGCUUCUGCAAUGUCUCAGUUUGUAUCUACUCCACAACCUAAUUCACCAUCCAUGCAAGCUAUGUCUUCGCUUUGCCAACAGCAAAACUUUUCUGAUUCAAACGUGAAUUCCUUGAAUGGAUCUGUAGUUUCUCCCUUGCACAGCAUCUUGAGUUCAUAUUCCCAAGAUGAAUCAUCCCACCUUCUCAACCUACCCAGGACUAGCUCUUGGAUACCUGUUCAAACAUCUAGUGCCUGGCCCUCCAAGCGUGUUGCGGUGGAUCCUCUACUUUCUUCUGGAGCUUCUCAUUGCACUCUGCCUCAGUUGGAGUUGUUAGGGCAGCCACAAAGUACCAUGUCACAGAAUGUUAUUUCGUUGCCACCUUUUCCUGGUCGGGAGUGUUCGAUAGACCAAGAAGGGAGCACCGAUCCUCAGAACAAUCUUUUAUUUGGUGUUAAUAUAGACCCCUCAUCUCUUAUAGUGCAGAAUGGGAUGCCGAGCCUCAAGGGAGUUGGCAACAACAAUGACUCUGGGAUUGAGCAAUUUCAGUCAUCUAAUUACCUGGAUACUACAGGAACUGAUUCAUCAUUGAAUCAUGGAAUUACACAUAGCAUCGCUGAAUCAAACUUCCUUGAGAUUCCAGAUAAUGGGGGUCAAGGAAACCCACAAAACAAAACCUUUGUCAAGGUUUACAAGUCAGGGUCCUGCGGAAGAUCAUUGGAUAUCACUAAAUUCAGCAGCUACCAUGAGCUGCGCAGUGAACUUGCCCGAAUGUUUGGCCUUGAAGGCAAGUUAGAGGACCCUGUGAGAUCAGGCUGGCAGCUUGUAUUUGUUGACCGAGAGAAUGACGUUCUUCUCCUCGGUGAUGGCCCCUGGCCGGAAUUCGUAAGUAGUGUAUGGUGUAUCAAAAUACUUUCUCCCCAAGAAGUGCAGCAGCAAAUGGGCAACAAUGGGCUCGAGCUUCUGAGCUCAGUCCCAAUUCAGAGGCUCUCUAAUGGUGUCUGUGAUGACUAUGCGAACCAUCCUGACCCGAGAAAUUUAAGCACUGGGAUAGCUACCAAUGGUGUGACAAUCUAGCUUCUACAUUCCCUUGUCUCUUUUGGAUAUAUUAGACUCUCUUCCGACACUUAGCAAAUUGUGGAAGUACUUCCUAGUUUUAGCUUACGGCCUACUCAUAAGCCCUUUGUUUAUCUUCUUGUUUCCCCUUGCUAGAACUAUUUCAUAAGCUAAUACUGUAAUUAUAUUGCAUAUUGUUCCUGUGAUACAAUAUACUUAUCCAUUAGGAAAUCAAAGCUGUUUUUUUACCUCCA